Argentina anserina (silverweed cinquefoil) is the source of this 3309-nucleotide messenger RNA. RefSeq lists its product as uncharacterized. The coding region runs from base 1 to 3309 and encodes 1102 amino acids. NCBI's taxonomy places the organism in Eukaryota, Viridiplantae, Streptophyta, Magnoliopsida, Rosales, Rosaceae. The record is from RefSeq and is a predicted model, not a curated record. The transcript is spliced from 4 exons.
AUGGAUAAAAGUUGGAUGCUGCUAGGGAGGGAGGACCCUCUAUAUAUAAUGGGAAUCUAUAAUUUUGUGAACUAUGCAAGAAACCAGGGUAAUGGAGCUGAAUGGUACAAGUGUCCGUGUAGAAUGUGUUGUUGCAACGAGUAUGUAACUGAUUCAGUUAUGUAUCAGCACUUGUCACAUUAUGGUAUGUGGCAGAGUUAUACAACAUGGACAGACCAUGGUGAAGUAGCUACUUAUCCUACCCCAGUUGAAUUCCAAGCAAGUUACAGUCAUCAGGCUGGGACAUCUAGUGGUAUUGGCGGCCUUUCUAUGGACCCCACUAUGAACAUGCUAGUUGAUAAUUUUCCAUAUGUUUCGAGAUAUGAUCAAGCUGAGGAAUUUGAUGUACCCAUUGACACUAGUGAUUUUGAUAAGUAUAAGAGAUUGCUCACGCAAGCGCAAACCCCAUUGUACCCUGGUUGUUCAGAGACUGUUUUGAGUGCCUUGAUGUCACAAAUGCAGUUAAAAGUGAGGCAUAAAUGGUCGAAUGUCAGUUAUGAUGAAAAUUGUCAGUAUAUUAAGCGUUUGUUGCCCCCAGAAAACUUACUUCCUGACAGUUAUUAUAAGACAAAAAAGAUUCUUGAUGGCCUCGGCCUCGAGUAUGUGAAAAUAGACGCAUGCAAAUAUAACUGUGAAUUGUUUUAUGGAGAUUAUAAAGAUUAUGAUGAAUGUCCAGUGUGCAAUGAAUCUCGAUGGAAAGUAUCGUCUCUGUAUCAAAGGAAAAAGGUCCCUGUGAAGGUGCUUCGUUAUUUCCCAUUGACACCUAGGUUGCAACGUUUAUACAUGGCCUCGCACACUGCAGAGGCGAUGAGAUGGCAUGGGAGGGCAAGGGAUGAUGAUGAUGAUGAUGAUGUUCUCAAACACCCUUCUGAUGGUGAGGCUUGGAAACAUUUUGAUAGACAGUUUCCUGAUUUUCCAGCAGAUGUUCGAAAUGUAAGGCUCGGACUCAGCACAGACGGGUUCAAUCCUUGGGGAAACAUGAGCUCUACUCAUAGUACUUGGCCAGUUAUUGUUGUGCCAUACAAUUUGCCUCCUUGGAUGUGUAUGAAGAAGGAAUUCAAUAUACUGACUUUGUUGAUCCCAGGUCCCAAGUCCCCGGGAAAGUGUCUAGAUGUGUACUUGAGACCAUUGAUUGAUGAGCUGAAAGAUCUAUGGAAUAAUGGAAAGGCAACUUUUGACAGGCAUAGUCAGUCUUCUUUCAGAAUGAGAGCAGCAAUUAUGUGGACUAUCAGUGAUUUUCCUGCUUAUGGGAUGUUGUCUUCUCAAACCACGCACGGGUACAAGGCUUGUCCUGUCUGCUUGGACAAUGUUAAUUCUAGCUGGCAUGCUGGUAAGGUGUGUUACAUGGGUCACCGAAGAUGGCUUCCAGUUGAUCACGAAUGGCGGUUUGAUGCGUCUGCAUUCGAUGGUACUGAAGAGUGGGAUACAGAGCCCCAGAAGUGGUCUGGAGAUGAAGUUUUGGACAAGAUGAACUCUUUCGAUUUUGGACCGCUUAGCGGUAAUCCUAAAAUAAAAAAAAUAAAACGCCCAAAGCAUCUUGCGUGUUGGCAACAUAAGAGUAUAUUCUUUGAAUUGCCUUACUGGUCAAAAUCGAUACAUAGAAACAGCUUAGAUGUCAUGCACAUAGAGAAGAAUGUAAGCGACAGCGUUGUGGGAACAACUCUGGAUCUUAAAGAUAAGACAAAGGAUAAUAUCAAAGCUCGGGUGGAUUUGGAAAAUAUGGGCUUGCGUGAACACUUGUGGUUAAAAAAGACGGGGACAAAAGUGGAAAUGCCUAUUGCACCUUACGAGGUGAAGCCGUCUUUAAAACCUUGGGUUUUCAAGUGGUUUCAUGAUGUUAAAUAUCCUCAAGGGUAUGCAGCAAAUAUAGCGCGAUGUGUUAAGGUGGAGGAACAAAAGAUAAUUGGGUUGAAGACUCAUGACAGUCAUGUUUUAAUGCAACGACUUCUUCCAGUGGUAAUUAGACCGUAUCUGCAUUUUGAUGUAGUAGAGCCAUUAGUAGCCUUGUCCAGCUGGUGGCAAAAGUUAUGCACUAGAGAAGUGAAGAAGUCAGAUCUCUUAAAAUUGAAAGAAGAGAUUGUAUACAUCCUUUGCAAAUUAGAGAGGAUUUUUCCCCCUGCCUUUUUUGAUAUCAUGGUUCACCUCAUGGUCCACCUUCCCGACCAAGUUCUGCUUACUGGCCCAGUACACUAUACCUGGAUGUUUCCCAUAGAAAGACAACUUGGGGAUUAUAAAGGUUAUGUCAGAAAUCGAGCGAACCCAGAAGGUUCCAUUACAACUGCGUACAUUUCACACGAGUGUGUAACCUACUGCAAUAUGUAUCUCCAUGAUAUAGAUGACACAGAGUCACGUGCUGCCUCCAAUGAACCUACAUUUAACCUUUCAGUUGUUUCAAAAGAUGUAAGAAUGUAUGUUCAAGAUUUUAUGGAGUAUCAUUUGAAACAACUUGAGGAUAAUGGUGAUGAUCACCCAGAAGAGACGCACAAGAGAUCAUUUCCUAAAUAUUUCAAGAAAUGGAUGAGAAAGUUGCAACGAGAAAACAGUCAGUUGUACUCCCCACAGAUGCAACAUUUGGCCAGUAUGCCACAAUCACAUAAUGUAUAUGCGGCUUGUGUAGUGAACGGCGUAAGGUUUCUGACAGAAUUUUUAGAUCAAGGGAAGAAGACACAAAACUGUGGCGUCAUGGUAGAGGAUAAGAAUGGAGGACCACCAUACUAUGGGGUCCUUGUUUCUGUUAUUGAACUACUGUAUGGAUCUCGUAUGCCGGUUGUUUUGUUUAAGUGUAGAUGGUUCAAUACUGACCCAAGUGUUCGGAGGAGUACCAGAUUGGAUCAUGGCCUAUUAUCAGUGAAUACACACACAAGCUGGUAUGAAAAUGAGCCAUUUAUUCUUGCAACCAUGGCAAAACAAGUGUUCUAUCUUGAUGAUCCGAAAUUGGGCCGCGGUUGGAAAGUGGUAAACAUGAUGUCACACAGAAAUAUUUUUGAUGCAAGAACACUUGCACAGGGUGUAGAGCAAGAUAUUGAUAAUAUGGCUAUUGAACCAUAUCAAGAGCCUUCUACCUCAGCCAUCCAUGUCACAAACAAUAUUUGCAUCAACAACGAGAUACACUUUCAAGCGUCUGAAUACGUUCCUAUAGAGUUUGAUUUCGAUCCUCUACCGUACAUUCCCCGCACAGAAGAAGACUUCAUUAAUGAUGAAGAUGAAAAUGACGAUGAGGAUGAAGAUGAGGAUGAGGACGCCGAUGAGGAUUAUGAAGAAAAUGAUUGA